Messenger RNA from Hordeum vulgare subsp. vulgare (domesticated barley), 944 nucleotides. Its product is annotated as germin-like protein 8-4. Gene Ontology annotation, cellular component: cell wall. Gene Ontology annotation, molecular function: manganese ion binding. The transcript is spliced from 2 exons. The coding region runs from base 5 to 712 and encodes 235 amino acids. NCBI's taxonomy places the organism in Eukaryota, Viridiplantae, Streptophyta, Magnoliopsida, Poales, Poaceae. The record is from RefSeq and is a predicted model, not a curated record.
AUCCAUGCCUUCAUUGACAAAGCAACUCACAAUGGCUUCUUCUUCCACAUUGUUUUGCCUUUCUGCCCUCCUUGUGCUGGCCUCAUGGCAGGCCACUGCCUACGAUCCUAGCCCUCUUCAAGACUUCUGCAUCGCCGACAUGAAGGCGCCUGUGCGAGUCAAUGGAUUUGCUUGCAAGGACCCAAUGGCCGCAACCCCGGAAGACUUCUUCAACGCAGCCAUGCUCGAUCAGCCUAGGGAUACCAAGGCCAGCAAGGUCAGGUCCAACGUCACCAACAUCAAUGUCAUCAAUUUUCCUGGCCUCAACACCCUCGGCAUCUCCCUGGCACGCAUCGACUAUGGGCCAUUAGGUGUCAACACGCCGCACAUACACCCCCGUGCCACCGAGCUCCUCACGGUGCUUGAGGGGACACUCUACCUUGGAUUUGUCACAUCCAACCCAAACAGGCUCUUCUCCAAGAUAGUUAAGAAGGGUGAUGUAUUCGUAUUCCCAAAAGCAAUGAUUCACUUCCAAAUGAACCUGGCGCAUGACAAGCCAGCAGCCGCCUUGUCCUCGCUCAGCAGCCAAAACCCUGGGGUUAUUUCUAUCGCCAAUGCAGUCUUUGGAUCAAAGCCACCAAUUUCAGAUGAUGUUCUAGCCACGGCGUUUCAGGUGGAGAAGGAUCUGAUUCACUGGCUUCAAUCUCAGUUCUGGGAGAAUAACAACUACUAGAUACUCUCUUUCAUCUGGGCAUAUGGAAAGUUCAUAUGUAAUGCUAGUAUAUAGAAUAAAUGGCAUGUAGUAAUACGUAUGCAUGCAUGGUUGUGAGCUGUGAAUUUUCAUUUUCCUUUUGAAGCGUGACAUGAUAUGUUUCUUGUCGGAUUCAUGUCAGAAUGUGUUGGUGAUGAUUGUUUUCACUGUUUAAUGAAUGGAAUACAGAGGUGCUCCUUUGCCUUGUUGCUGA